GAAAGGACAAAAAUGGACAUGCACUGAAUCUGUACCUCUGCUGAGCCCUAACUGACACGCCCGAAACCUUCCCAUGGGUCCAGAGCUGCCCCUAAAGCAAGACUAGAGGCAAAACCAGCCAGCAGCCCGUUCCCCUCCCAUCCCAGCCUGGCCCAGAUCACCCAGUUCCGAAUGAUGGUGUCCCUCGGACAUUUAGCCAAAGGAGCCAGCCUGGACGACCUCAUCGACAGCUGCAUUCAGUCUUUUGAUGCAGAUGGAAACCUGUGUCGAAGUAACCAACUGCUGCAAGUCAUGCUGACAAUGCACCGAGUCAUCAUCUCCUCUGCAGAACUGCUCCAGAAAGUGAUGACCCUCUAUAAAGGUGCCUUGGCGAAGAAUUCACCGGGCCUUUGUCUGAAGAUCUGCUACUUUGUAAGGUACUGGAUAACAGAAUUCUGGAUCAUGUUUAAAAUGGAUGCCAGCUUGACAAACACUAUGGAGGAGUUCCAGGAACUGGUGAAAGCAAGUGGGGAGGAGUCCCACUGCCACCUGAUCGAUACAACUCAGAUCAAUGCUCGUGACUGGUCCAGAAAACUUACUCAAAGGAUAAAAUCAAAUACCAGCAAGAAACGGAAAGUAUCUCUGCUCUUUGACCAUCUAGAACCAGAAGAGCUAUCUGAGCAUCUCACCUACCUGGAGUUCAAGUCCUUUCGAAGGAUAUCUUUCUCUGAUUAUCAAAAUUACCUUGUAAAUAGCUGUGUGAAGGAGAACCCCACGAUGGAGCGAUCCAUUGCCUUAUGCAACGGCAUCUCCCAGUGGGUACAACUGAUGGUUCUCAGCCGCCCCACCCCGCAGCUCCGGGCAGAAGUCUUCAUCAAGUUCAUCCACGUGGCUCAGAAGCUUCACCAACUGCAGAAUUUCAAUACGUUGAUGGCUGUGAUAGGUGGUCUGUGUCACAGCUCAAUCUCCAGACUCAAGGAAACAAGUUCGCAUGUCCCACAUGAAAUCAACAAGGUUCUCGGCGAGAUGACUGAGCUGCUCUCCUCCUGCAGAAACUAUGAUAAUUACCGUCGAGCCUAUGGAGAAUGCACACACUUCAAGAUCCCCAUACUGGGCGUGCACCUCAAGGACCUCAUUUCCCUGUAUGAAGCCAUGCCCGACUACCUGGAUGAUGGGAAGGUCAAUGUGCACAAGCUGCUGGCCCUGUACAAUCACAUCAAUGAGCUGGUCCAGCUGCAGGAGGUGGCCCCACCACUGGAGGCCAACAAGGACUUGGUGCACCUGCUGACGUUAUCCCUGGAUCUCUACUACACUGAAGAUGAAAUCUAUGAGCUCUCCUAUGCCCGGGAACCAAGGAACCACAGAGCCCCACCACUGACACCUUCUAAGCCACCAGUAGUAGUAGACUGGGCCUCUGGAGUUUCACCCAAGCCUGACCCGAAGACCAUCAGCAAACAUGUGCAGAGGAUGGUGGACUCUGUCUUUAAAAACUAUGAUCAUGACCAGGAUGGAUACAUUUCUCAGGAAGAAUUUGAAAAGAUUGCUGCAAGUUUCCCGUUUUCCUUCUGUGUGAUGGACAAAGACAGCAGGGAAGGCCUCAUCAGCAGGGACGAGAUCACAGCCUACUUCAUGAGGGCCAGCUCCAUCUACUCCAAGCUGGGCCUGGGAUUUCCUCACAACUUCCAGGAGACCACCUACCUGAAGCCUACUUUCUGUGACAACUGUGCUGGAUUUCUCUGGGGAGUGAUCAAACAAGGAUAUCGAUGUAAAGACUGUGGGAUGAACUGCCACAAACAGUGCAAAGAUUUGGUGGUGUUUGAGUGCAAGAAACGGACCAAAAACCCAGCAGCUCCAAUGGAGAACACUUCCUUGACACCAACAUCCAACCUUUGCUCACUAGGAGGGAAAGAUCUGCUCUAUGCACCUGAGGAAGGAUCUUUUACAUUCCUAAAUGGCGAGGCUGUGGAACACAGUGAAGACAGUAAAGAUCGGACCAUCAUGCUGAUGGGAGUAUCCUCACAAAAGAUUUCUGUUCGGCUUAAGAGGACUGUUGCCCACAAGACUACCCAGACUGAAUUGCUACCCUGGAUUGGCAGUGAGGGCCCUUCUGGUCACUUUGUGCUGUCCUCUCCAAGGAAGACAGCUCAGGAUACCCUUUAUGUGCUUCCCAGUCCUACAUCUCCAUGCCCCAGUCCAGUGUUGGUCAGAAAGCGGGCAUUUGUCAAAUGGGAAAAUAAAGAGUCCCUCAUAAAAUCAAAGGAAGAGCUCCGUCAUCUCAGACUCCCAACGUAUCAAGAGCUGGAACAGGAAAUAAACACCCUGAAAGCAGACAAUGAUGCCCUAAAAAUCCAACUAAAAUAUGCACAGAAGAAAAUAGAAUCCCUUCAGCUUGAAAAAAACAAUCAUGUCUUAGCACAAAUGGAACAGAGUGACUGCUCUUAGCUAGAAACUCAAGCAGCACAAUGGGUACACUGGAGCUCUGCCUUCCUAAGCUGAUUAACACAAAGAUGCGCAACUUUAGAUGGACUGUCUUUAAAUGGAGUACUUUAAGAGAAAGCCACUUACUGUAUUGUUUUUUAAACCUAAGAUUCUUAAUGCACAGUACUGUUUCUCUGUCAGCUGACUCAAACUAGAAGAAAGCUGAAGGAUGCAAAACUUUUCAUAUUCCAUACUAGUUUGUUUUCCUUUCCAGAAUAGCAAGUGUCCUAAUACAUGACUAUAGUUUCCUAACAAGGUAGUGUCUCAUAUGGCCUUCUGACUGAUUCUUUAAACUAAACUUUCUGGAAAAUGAAUUGGCUUUAUCUCUGGGUUUUCUACAGAGGGAUUUCCUUUGUUCCAUAAGCUUUACUGACAGUGAAAAAAUACUCAUAUUCCAAAAGUAGUUGGACAUGUAAGUCCCAGCAUUCUUUGUGUAUCUGACUCCUGCUUCACUACCUCAGAUCUAAUCAUUCACCUCUUUCUCCUCCUUUGUCACUAUGCCACACAUAUAAACUUAUCUCCUAAGAAGGGAACUUCCAGAGAUGCAACCCUGGCUUUUUAGUGGUUAUUAAAUGUGACAUUCUCCAGACACAGAUCGAUUAGUUCUAAUCUUAAAGUUAUCAUAAAAUAAACUCGGUAUCUGGAAACAUAGCUACUACCAUCUCAUACAUGACUUGCUGACUAGCUAAAAUAAGCAUAAUGUAGACAUGUUUGUCCUCAUUAUACAGUGAAUAGAAAGAAGGAGGAAUUUAUGGGUUUUUUAAAGCAAGUCUGUAAAGAGUAUUUAAUCUUAAUGUUUCAACUUUUUUAAGUAAACUAUUUUUAAAAUUCUCUUUUGAACUAAUUUUGUGCUUAAACUGUCUUCACUAUUGAUACUACUUAGAGAAAUAAGCUAAUUGGAUCAGCAAUGUAAAUAAUUGCUGACAGCAUGUACAUAUGUAUAUAGUAUGUAUAUACAGUAUCAGGCACGCAUGUGGUUUAGACUUGGCUCCGUAAUUUUUUUUUUUUUUUUUUCCAAAAUACUAAGUAACAAGCCCAGUGAAUAUUCUGCUAUGGAGGUUAGUGAAUGAGCUCAGUUGGGGUCUAGGCAAUUAUUCAACCACUGACAAUCAUUUUCUUUGGGGGAGAAGGGUGGACUUAAGCUUCCAUGCUUGGAAAAUCCAGCAUCAGGCUGAUUUAUAAUUCAUAUACAAAGUGGCCAACUUCCAGGAAUAUAAUUGUAAUUAAAAGUUUCAAAUCUAAAGCCAAAGCAUCACAUCCUCAUAAGAAUACAAAACAUACAGUGUUGCCUAUAUACAGGAUUCAGAUAAUUUAAGAUUUUUUUGAAGUAUGAUUGCUUCCAUUUGCAUACAUCUUUGUACUAAGUUUUAGUGACAGAGAACUUAGAAAUGUUUUAUUAAAUUUUAAAGAACUGCUUCACACAUACUUUUUAUAAAUACAAAUUCAGAAAUCCUCAAAGCAGGGCUGCUUAGGUCCAUACCUGGAAUACUUUAUGAGCACUAGUACUAGAUUUAUAUGGAAUAGGUUAUGAAAAUGUUAAAAUUCAGAUUCUUAUUGACAGACUAAAUAUACCUCAAUUUUUUACAUAUAAUCAAUAAAUUUGUUCAGACUUUCCACUCAAAGACCUCAAGCUAGAUUUUACGUAAAUAAUCUGUAAUAUGUAGGAUUUCAAAAGGUCACAGUUAUUAAAUUAUCAUGCCUAGAUAAUCUUGGGCAGUGAACAGUGUUAUCACUGAAAUGAAUAUAGGGCCAAAGUAUCAUCACAGGUUUUAAAAUUCAAUAAGGAUAAAAGGAUAAUGUUAUCUUAAUAUUAUUUAUGUUGUACAGUGGGAGCUAGUGGAAUUUAUAGAAUAUUCCUGAAACAGUGGUUUACCCAACCUACAAUGCAAAUUAGUGUUUCUCAUACUGACUUGAAAUAGUUUGGACUGAUAUUUAUCUGCCAAGACAAAGAUAAUUCUUGUGUUAUUAAUAGUGCCACUCUCAUUUUUUUUUUUUUUAAUUCUCCCUUUCACUGACCAUUUGUGAAUCUAUCUUAAGGUAAAUAAUGUAAAAGGUCUGCAAGAAAAAAAUGUACAGGUUGUAAAUUUUUUGAUAAUGUAAGUCUACUUUGUGUAAUAUUUAUAUGAUAAAAAUAUCAGCAUCCCACAACAUACAUGUCUUGUGUUCCUUCUUCAGCUGCAUGAAUAUGUACAAAUCUCACCUGAAAUUUUACUAUCUGUUUAUGUGCGGACUACUCCUCUAUGAAAUAGUUUUGUCCUAGAAGCAAAAGCAAAGCAACUAGAUUAUUCAGUUUGAAUGUUCUGGUAUCUUUUGUAGCACAAAAUAACAGUACAGGAAUAUCCAGUCUUUUCUCAUAAUUAUUUACAGUGACCCUCCCAUGAAGUCUAAAAGUACAUUAAAGAGAAAAAAAAUUGA
Molecule: messenger RNA, 4872 nt
Organism: Octodon degus (degu)
Lineage: Eukaryota; Metazoa; Chordata; Mammalia; Rodentia; Octodontidae
Gene: Rasgrp1
Product: RAS guanyl releasing protein 1
Exons: 17
Coding region: 172-2421 (749 amino acids)
Biological process (GO): Ras protein signal transduction; positive regulation of GTPase activity
Cellular component (GO): plasma membrane
Molecular function (GO): calcium ion binding; guanyl-nucleotide exchange factor activity
Source: RefSeq, a predicted model, not a curated record